GGAGGAAGUCGGGGCGGGGGGGUGAUAAGGAGACACAAGCCGCAUUGUGCAGCCCGGCCGCGUUUGAAUAUCGCCCAGCACAGGAGCCGAGCGGAGCCGGUGGCAGGUUCUCGCCAGGGAUCCCAGAUCUUAGGGGGCCGCUGACACAUUGCCCCUGAGCUGGGCAGCACUUGUCUGCGGUGGGACCCCAGGCUGGCAGAGGGGGAGCUGGCCGGCGCGGGAGGAGCAGAGAUGAGCGAGACACUGGACCUGGACAAGGGCUGUACGGUUGAGGAGCUGCUGCAGGGCUGCAUUGAGGCCUUUGACAAUGAGGGGAAGGUGCGGGACCCCCAGCUGGUGCGAAUGUUCCUGAUGAUGCAUCCCUGGUACAUCCCCUCCUCCCAGCUGGCCGCCAAGCUGCUGCACAUCUACCAAGAGUCUCGUAGCUCAGAAAGCAGCUCCCUGCAGGUGAAAACCUGCCACCUGGUGAGGUACUGGAUCUCAGCAUUCCCGGCGGAGUUUGAUUUGAACCUGGAGCUAGCAGAGCAGAUCAAGGAGCUAAAGGAGGUUCUGGGCCGCGAGGGGAACCGGCGCCACAGCAACCUCAUCGACAUUGAGAAUGUCCCUACCUACAAGUGGAAGCGCCAAGUGACCCAGCGCAACCCAGUGGCCCCGAAGAAACGCAAGAUGUCACUGCUCUUUGACCACCUGGAGUCCUCUGAGCUGGCGGAGCAUCUCACCUACCUGGAGUACCGCUCCUUCUGCAAGAUCCUGUUCCAGGACUAUCACAGCUUCGUCAUGCACGGCUGCACUGUGAACAACCCCAUCCUGGAGCGGUUCAUCACCCUUUUCAACAGCGUCUCACAAUGGGUGCAGCUCAUGGUGCUGAGCAAGCCGACCGCCCAGCAGCGGGCGCAGGUCAUCACCCGCUUCAUCCUGGUGGCGCAGAGACUCCUACAGCUGCAGAAUUUCAACACGCUGAUGGCUGUGGUGGGGGGGCUAAGUCACAGCUCCAUCUCCCGCCUCAAAGAGACCCACAGCCACGUCAGUUCUGAGACCACCAAGCUGUGGGAGUCCAUGACGGAGCUGGUGACCUCGCUGGGGAACUACAGCCGCUAUCGGCGCCGCCUAGCCGAGUGCGUCGGCUUCCGCUUCCCCAUCCUGGGCGUGCACCUCAAGGACCUGGUGGCUGUGCACGUGGCACUGCCGGACUGGCUGGACCGGGCCCACACCCGCGUCAACGGCACCAAGAUGCAGCAGCUCUUCGGGAUCCUCAACGAGCUGGUGCUGGUGCAGAGCAUCAAACCGCCCUUCGAGGCCAACAUGGACCUCAUCAACCUGCUCACAGUGUCGCUGGAUCAGUACCAGACGGAGGAGGAGAUCUACCAGCUGUCGCUACAGAGAGAGCCCCGUGGCAAGUCGGCCGUGAGUGCGUGUCCAUCCAGCCCCACUUCCUGUUCCCCCCCAAGCCGACCAGCUGACAUAGAUGAGUGGGCCUUGGCUGUGAAACCCAAACCGGACCAGACACUGGUGCGGACACACAUUGAGAAGAUGGUAGAGUCCGUGUUCCGGAAUUUCGACGUGGACGGAGACGGCCACAUCUCCCAGGAGGAAUUCAAAAUAAUCCGCAACAACUUCCCCUACCUCUGCAAAUUUGGGGACCUGGAUGAGAACCAGGAUGGCUGCAUCAGCCGGGAGGAGAUGAUCUCGUACUUCAUGAAGUCCAGUGCUGCGGUGGACGGGAAGAUGGGCUUCAUCCACAGCUUCCAGGAGACCACCUUCUUGCACCCUGUGUCCUGCCGUCACUGCAAGAGCCUGAUACUGGGAAUCUACAAACAGGGGUUAAAGUGCCGCUGCUGCGGCGUGAACUGCCACAGGCAGUGCCGGGAGCACCUCUCCCUGGAGUGCCGCAAACGGGCCAAGAGUUUCAGCCUGGCCAGCCCUGCCCACGUCCCCGCCCGCUCCUUCAGCUUCUCACUGCCCCGCCCGGCCUGCAGAUCUCCGCGCCACACAGAGAUCCGCGAGGAGGAGGUCCAGGAUGUGGAGGACGGGGUUUUCGACGUCCAUUUAUAAAGACAAACACGGUCUGCUCUUCCUCACCAGCUGUGGCUCUUCCUCCCAAGCUGGGAUCUCCUGUCCCCCCCCCAAUCUGCCAGCUGACUUCCCGGCUCCCCCACUGUGGGGUGACACAGAGACGAGGCAAAGGGGCGUCUGAGGAGAGGGCGUAGGGCAAGGGGGAGAGACGGCCCUUCCAGUGGGUGCAGAAGCUGCUCUGGGGGCAAUUGGAUGGGUCCUUUACUAGUUGAGGGGGCGGGGAGGUGGCUGCAUGUCAGGACUCCUGGGUUCUAUUAAUGGGGGAUGGAGACAUGAGUUAAUGUGGGGAGGGGGUUGUGAAAUUAGUAAGAUCUCGCCUGACAUCCCUCAAACACAUCCUCCUGCGCUCCAGCAUCAGGGUCCAGUGUGGGUCUGUGGGAGGACUUCCCCAUCUCUGGUGGGAGCUGCCUGGGGUAUCCCCCCUGCCCUGCAGGGAAGAGGAGGUUGCCUGGGGCCCGAUACAUGUGGCUGAUGAUGGAGGGGGAGUGAAGGGGGUUGGUUUGGGAGCGGGAGGGUGGGGUGUGGGUCACAGUCAGGACACCCCCCUUCCCCUGUGGGCCCAGCUGUAAAGAUUCCUUGCUGUGUAUAUUUGUACCUAACAACAGGAUUCAGAGAUGUAAUAAAUAUAAUAAAACCA
This is a messenger RNA of Mauremys mutica (yellowpond turtle), 2710 nucleotides long. It is a transcript of the gene RASGRP2, whose product is annotated as RAS guanyl releasing protein 2. The record is from RefSeq and is a predicted model, not a curated record. Lineage: Eukaryota; Metazoa; Chordata; Testudines; Geoemydidae. Bases 232 to 2052 code for a protein of 606 amino acids. Gene Ontology annotation, molecular function: calcium ion binding; guanyl-nucleotide exchange factor activity. Gene Ontology annotation, biological process: positive regulation of GTPase activity; Ras protein signal transduction. The transcript is spliced from 17 exons. Gene Ontology annotation, cellular component: plasma membrane.